CAGCGUACACAAUAUAUCCUACAAAUGUACAGUGUGGUGUAAGUAAGAAGAUGCGGCUCCAUAAAAACUAGCAUUUUGGGAUGUUUACAACUAAUCUAAGGAUAUAUUUCUGUUUUCUGUGAUCUCAUAAAAGACUUUGAAGCACGAUGGCCGCAAAGGAUACAAUGGAUCAGUGUUCAUUCGUGCUAAAAACGUUUGUUUUGGUGGGGAUCUUAUUCGUCGGGAGUUGCGUACACUACGCCGAUGCUGUUUCAGAUGGGACCAACAGUUCGUCAGCCGCGACUGGCAGCGGUGCUCAGGGAGAUGAGGACCUCUCACCCCUAGAAAAAGGAACACAACCUUUAUUUUUCGUCACCAAUUUCUUCCUGAAUUCAAUACUACAGCCGAACACUAGUGGGAUACCCAUAAACUUUGCAGUUGUUUUUGGGAAUGGUACUGGUACAGUUGAUCUUUUUGCGGUGUUAACGACUGCCGAGACAGAAUGGUCAAAAUAUGUAAUGCACUACUUGGGCUUCUUGAUAUGCUUUGCACUGGGCAUAAUCUUCAUCAUUGUGAUGCCCAUUGUGGGCCUGUGUUUCUGCUGCUGUCGUCUCUGUGGCAGAUGUGGGGCGCGGCCAAACCCAAUGGAUAGCAAACACGCCAAAUGUAAAAGAGUGACGUUUGGGACGUUUUUAUUCAUCGUCACAACCUUUAUGCUUGCUGCCACUGUCUGUGCUUUUGUCACCAAUGAUCUCAUACACAAGCAGGCAUCAGAUGAUGACAACGGUUUUGUGGGGUCCGUCAGUAGUAACAUCGAGGGGGUGGAGCAAUACGUCUCAAACACUGCAACGGAAUUAAAAACAACGGUGCUGAAUAAAUUCGAUGAAACGAAAGCGAAAAUAAUCGCCGACGUGAAAUCUAUAUCAACGAAAGUCCAAAACGAUAUCGGACAACUCACAAAUGCUGGACCAUUACUAGACAAUGCUACUAAGCUUGCAGAAGAUGUAACAACCCUCAGGAAAGGUUUAGAGGUGACGCGGGAUUUGACAAGUAAGCUCAUAACGGAUGCCAAAACCCUCGAGACUCAGCUCGGUAAUGUCCGUACAGACGUGAAAGGUGCACUCGGCGCCUGCUCAACUAGUUUGUGUAACACUGUGUCAACUGAGACGGAUAAACUCAAGGUCAACAUCGAAUUCACCAAGGUUAACCAGACGCUGGCCAACGUUGAUGGAGUUAUCCAGAAGUUAAAGGAUAUUGAGGGCAAAAAUAUCACAGCAGAGAUAAAUAAGGGCAAAGCAGACUACAAUGAAAUUUCUGCCAACAUUUCAAAGAGCGUCCAGUCGUACAUUAAUCAGUCUGAAACAGCCAUCAAUGACAUUAAGGGGAAUAUAGAGCAGCAGCUGACCAAAAUGAGUGAUAUGUUGUCGGACAUGACAAAACAGUUGGAGACUGCCAGACAGACAGUCGAGAAGUUUAAACCCGAGGUCAAGAAAUAUGGCGACUAUGUGAUGUACGGUGGUAUUGCCCUGAGCUGCAUCCUACUCCUGGUCGUCCUCCUGAACUUCCUUGGGCUGAUGUUCGGAGCAUGCGGUGAGAGACCUUACGAGGAUGCACGGGCCUGCAACAAGGGGGUGGGCGCUGACUUCCUGAUGGCUGGGGUUGGAUUCACAUUCCUUUUCUGUUGGCUCCUGAUGCUGAUGACCAUGAUCCUGUUCAUUAUUGGCGGACCUGUGGAGACCGAGGUCUGUCGGCACUUGGUUGAUCCAAUCAACAGUUCGCAGAUUGAGCAAAUUGAUGAGUUCUUGAACCUUGGCCAGUACAUUUUCCCGGGAAAGAAUACCGAGUUGAGCGUGCAGGAAGUCCUAAAGAAAUGCAGUGAAGAUGCUGCCAUUUACAGCGCCCUCAAGUUGAAGAAUUUGUUGGACGUCAGCAAGAUCAUCGACGAUGCUAUGAAAACAGUAGACCAAGAAGUUGAUAAAAUCGCAGCACAAAUUAAGAACGUGAAGAUUGAUAACAUAGUGUUGCUUCCGCCGGAUGCCGAUAAACUGCUCACCGAUGUAGUCAACUCAGAUUAUAGUACCAUCAACUUCCAGGACUCCUUGGAUGAACUUAAGAAGCAGCUCCUUAGUAUUUCACUUUCUACCUACAUCACAGCGCUUGAAGGAGUAAAAGGUGAACCAGGGGUGGACCAAGCUAAGAUACAGACCAGCAUCACCACCCUCAAUGAUCUGAGCAAGGAUUCAGGACUUAUCAAGACGAUGAACACAGAUAUUGAUGCCCUCAAAAAACAGAUGACCGACCUCUCAUCGGCAAACAUUCAGACCAGUGCAGGCGAUCUGAAAACCGGAUUAGAAAAUGCGCAAUUGAAUAUAAAUACUAAUUUCGGCACACUCAUCGCGAAGGCUGCCAAUUCAACUGCAGUUUCCAUAAAGCAGAAUGCCAGGGUGCUAGGAAACCAACUUGUUUAUGAGUUGGAGAAUAAUAUAGGCAAAUGUAAACCGUUAUAUGAUUCAUUGAUGGGACUCAUCAACACCACAUGCAAGAAAACACUCAACCCACUCAAUGGAUUCUGGUUUGCAUUUGGCUGGUGUUUAUUCUUCUUCAUUCCAAGUCUGAUAUUCAGCGUCAAGUUGGCGGGUUUAUAUCGCAAGACAGAAAAAUACUCCGCUAAAGAGUUUGAUGACGCAGUCGAUGACCGCUCCCCUUGUCAUCAUUUCCAAGCUGAAGACCCUGGUCCUCUCGCAAAAAGAAGGAGUUGGUCUAAAUUGACCAGACGGCACGAGAAAAAUGACCAUCGAAAAAAAGAUGUCGUUAGAAAGCUGUCCAGUGAUGCUAAUAAUUACCACGGUAUCUACCCUGGAGAUAACAUUCCACUCAAUGAGCCAGACACUUACACGUACUCUGCCCACAUCCCAGCUAGAGUGUUGCAAAUGAGGAACAACCCCAAACACUAUCGCGAUGGUCGUGGCUUACAGAAUACCGGUUAUGAAAGAGAUAGUAACGGCCCAGGCCGUAGUGAUCAGAGAAAUGCUAACCCUGCUCAUAAUCCUGACUAUAAUCCUGACCACAGAGGUGGGUACGGUGAUGGGGGGUCUUCGCGGGCAGGCCAAGGAUAUCCUGAUGAUUAUCAUCCACAUUCUGGGCCACCCGCUUAUUCGGCACCCUCUCCGCCACAUUGGCAAAAUAACCGGUACUAUGGACACGGGGGAGGGAAUGGAUACUGAGCUGCCAUACGCCACACCUGCCCGGCGCCCGUACAUGCCCGGGGAGCAAGCAUCUCGUGAUCACACGCCAUAUGGGUUUUCUUACGGACCGUAUUUAUAGGCCUUGAUUCUUUUAACAAUUUGAACAUUUACACAAUUAUUUUACAAGUAACAAUGUGGGGAAGAUCUCUGUUGGCUGAGCUAGCCAUAGGAAGCGCUGUGUCCAUAAACUCUGUCACCAGUAUAUGUCCAGAACACUUUGACCGUACAUGUAUGAUGCUGAAAAGUUCGUCACCAUAAUUUGUCAAUAAGUCCUGAGCCGUAUCGGCCAAUUAGAAAACUAGGUGACCUUGUGAUAGGACUUGGGGGUUGUUCGGAGCCAUAUUCUUCAACUUGGAGGAUUGGAAGCCACCGUGAGACGUAACCUGGAGGUCGCACGGAGGAACUGAUUCGAGAUGCAAAUCUAGAUAUUCUCGAGACCUGAAAUGAACAUAGCAUCCAAAUUUCAUGCAGAUGCCCAAAAUUGUACUUGGUUCGAUUAUCAAAUUUCCGGUAGCAUGAUUUCAAUGCAUAGGUUUUCUGGUCAAUCAUUGUGUUACGAUUUGUACCCUGCUUGAAUGUGGCAGACGACAGGGGCAAUAAUUCCUUUUGGUUUGAUAGAGGGCGCCCUCAGUUGCUUCAAGACCAGCUACCAUACUUUUAUGCUAUUGUUCUAUAGGACUUCCGGCAUUAAGUCAAGGGCAUCCUAAGACUUUUAUAACCCUAUGAAAGUAGAAGUCAUCGACUGAUCACGAAUUUGCUCAGUAUUUUUGUAGAUUCAUUUUCAUAUACAUGUUCAUUUUAUGAUCCAAUGAUGUCUUAUUUAUCUGCGUACAUAAUUUAUUGUUCUGUAAUCAGUCAUGCACAUCAACGAAUGUACGAGUCUAAAUCGCCCCGCAAACAAUCAAGUUUCAUUGCAGCAACUUGCAAUAAUUAUUAUUGCGAUAAGAAAUAAACAUUCCAAGUCUGACAGUAAAACUGGUCUGCUUGGUUUGACAUCUAUCCCAGCAUACAGUGAUGAUCAGGUUUUCACAGCAGGCACCUGCAGUGACUUAUGCAGACAGGCUAUUUUUAUUGCAUGCGAUAAUUAUUGCACGUCAUUGCAAUAAAUGACUCAUUUGUUGGACGCUUAUUGUGUGCACCGGACGACCUGAAAUAGUGUAGUUUGUUUCGAAUCUUGAUCAGUUUUGAAAAUUUCACAUGCAGAAACCUGUCGAUUCGUUUAUAAGUUACCUGUACAAGAGGCAGUAGCAGAGACAACUCGCCCAUUAUUAUUUAUCUUUGUUGUUAUUAAAUCGCCGCACAGUAGAUAGUCCGAUUCAUGAAACACAGAUAUUGUUAACUUGGUUUGAUUGUCUGAUACAGGUUGGCGCAAUUGCUGUACAUUUUGCUUUCGGCACAAAUAGAUGUAAAAAAUAUUGUUUGCUUCUCGACUUGGCUUUUGUGAAAUGGAACUUUUAAUGGAAAUUGAACUGCCUAAGCUUCUACAUUGUAUACUCAAUAAUGCAGGGUUUGGUUAGGGAAUGAACCUUAGGUCCAUAAUCAUUUACUAUGGAUAGCACAACUAGCGUCGGGAUUUUGUCCCCCAGGAUAGAAUCAUCAUCACCAUCAUCAUCAUUAGUUUUGGCUUGGUGGGCCAGACUUUAGCCUUGGGGCGGUAAUGGUCGAAUAAAUAAUAUGGUAAAUGAUGUGUGGCAUUCUGACUGUUGUGGUGAAGAACAUUGUAUACAACCAAAAGGUGUAAACAAUCACUUGAAACUCUUUGGAUACUCAUUUGUCUACUAAUCUUAUGACUCCUAACUCGAUUGUGUUCUUGAUCUGCUUUUCAUUUUCAAGGAUAGCUGGCUUGGCUAAAUGAUGCUAUUGCUGAGUAAAGAUGGUAUCAGAGCAUCAGUUUGUUGUGAAAUAGAUAUAUGAGUUUAGUUUUCACACUUUAACAAGUUUGUACUUGUUGUGUGCAGCCCAUGGCUUAAAUUAUCAAAUAUAUCAAAAAUAGUGGAGACACUUGUGUGGCUGGUUCAAUUGAUAAACAUGAGGACCUAUGGAAUUAUCUUGUGUCUAAUAUGGAGCCUUGUCUUGGAUGUUUUUAAAAAAAAUGGCUGUUUUAGUUUCUUUUAGGCUCGGUGUUUAAGUCUAUAGGGUGGUUGGUGAAAUCCUGGAAGUCCUGUUGCAGAUCUCUAUUGGUCUGUUCCUCCCAUCCAGUCCCACCUGGGUGCUACAUCAUUUUGUCUAUCUGACUCAGUGACCGCACAGAAAAAAGCGUUGUUGACCAACUGUCUAUAGACUUGACUCUGUGUUUCUAGAGUAUAAACGAUUGUAAACAUAGUAGAUAUGGUGCUAUGUGUAUGUAUGUGUGUUUGGAAAGUCACCGUGUGCAUGACUGUUGUAAAUCACGCCAAUUUUAUAAAGUUGUGGAAUCCUCAAGUACGGCACACUCUGGCGACUAAAGUGAGAGCGAUUGAGUGAUGGAGAGUCUCGUUCGUCUGUGUGAUGCUCGACUCUUCUGAUUUGUGACACAUCCGAUCACAUCUUUUUGUCUUUCCAACUUGCCCUUGAUUUAGUUGCUUGUGUGAACCGAACUUAAGUCUGUCAGACAAAUGACUGGAUGCUUUUGUAUUCAAAGAUCUAAUGUGUUGUUGACUUUUGUACAGAAUUCAUUACAUUGUAAAUAUAAUGACGAUUAUUGCACAGAUUCAUUUGAUUGUUUUAAGUCUUUGAGACACAGCUUUUCCCUUAUCCUGAUUCGACCUGGUCGGUUGUGGAAUACCAAAAGAUUUUAUCAUUAGAUUCAAAUUCAUUGGCUUUAGAUCCAUCUACUAGUACAUGUAUAUUGAAUAACAGAUUUUAAUUUAGGGAAGGUUGAGAUCAGAUCUGUGUUCGAAAUAUUUGUGAUGGCAAUUUUUUGUAAACAAUGUGCCUGUAAACCCCAUUAUUUUCUUGUGCCUUUUAUUUCUAUGCUUCUUCUGUGAAGGGUUAAUGGUUUUCGAACCAUCCAUUCGUUCCCAUUCUGGGAGUUGGGGCUUAAAGGCACACUGCCUCUGAAAGAAUUCGUAAAUUUUCAAAUCAUGUACAAACCGAGGAGAGAAAAAUAUCCACGGCGUCAUGAACAGUCAUCAAACUAUACGCUAUACUUACUUUGUUGUAUUGGAUUGUCUGAAUUGCACAUCUGGUAUGUUGAUGUCUACUUUAUAAUCAUGAUUGGGUCAAUAUUUACACAGCUUCAUAUGUAGUAGGAUUUUGAAACUUGGUUGUCCAGGGCCUUGGAUGUAAUGGGGUUCACAGCGGCAGUAAGAAGUACGCUUUAUAUCCUGAUAAUGUGAAAUAUCCUGAAAUUGUUGGUCGAUAUUGUGAUUGUGGUUUUGCCCUUUUUGCGCAUAGAUGUUGAAAAUUGAUAAUUUUAUUAGGAUCUUUGUUUAAAUCGAUGGUAACUUUUUAAGACAAUUUUUAUUGCAUUACUAAGAUAACAAUGAUACUAGCUAUUUGCCUUCAAGGAUUCUAGGUACUUCAUAUUGUAUAGAAUAUUGUGAUCUUUCAUGUUAAAACUAACCAGUUUAUUGAGCAACUGACCGAGUCGCUAAGUAUCGACGGAGGUGUACAGUCCAAGUCACAAUUGACAUCCUUCCUGCUUCACAUCAGUUAUGCGCAGCAUACUGGCGAGUUGCACGCCAAUGACGCACCAGUGACCCGCUUAUCCCUCUGUUUCGCGUGUAUUACGGUGACCUAUAUAGGAUUUACCCGCGACCUACUCGCUAUUGGUGUGUCAAUUACGCGAAUUUAAAGGGAUGUCAAUUGUGAAUUGGACUGCCCAGGUCAACACUAUUAGGGAGCAUCUCAAUGUAUGAAAUUGAUGAGGGUUUAGGAAAAAGAAGCUUACUAAAUAAUGAGGAUACUGGUUCUGCAUAGCAUGGACCAUGUCAAAACCAAAAUAGGACUUUCCUUCAAAAACUGGUCAGGGUCCAUUGUUCAAAACAUAGUAGCUAUAACUUGGCGUUAAUUCUAACUGAAGGAAAUAACACAGAGUUGUAGUUAACGCCAAGUUUGUGACAUAACUUGUUUCGAACAAUCUGGCCCAGGACACCUAAUUAAAAAGCAUCUUCAAGGUCAAGUUGUCAAUACUUCUGGUGAAAUUACUAUAUCUAUUUUGCAUAUGAUUUGUACUUUGACUUGUGAAUAUGAAAAUUGUCUGAAUAAAUGAUAGUUCUUAUGAUAAACAAA
This is a messenger RNA of Lineus longissimus, 7436 nucleotides long. Its product is annotated as prominin-1-A-like. Gene Ontology annotation, cellular component: membrane. The record is from RefSeq and is a predicted model, not a curated record. The coding region runs from base 147 to 3203 and encodes 1018 amino acids. The transcript has 28 exons. Lineage: Eukaryota; Metazoa; Nemertea; Pilidiophora; Heteronemertea; Lineidae.